This is a messenger RNA of Capsella rubella, 1499 nucleotides long. Its product is annotated as glycerol-3-phosphate dehydrogenase [NAD(+)] 1, chloroplastic. The transcript is spliced from 10 exons. The coding region runs from base 51 to 1247 and encodes 398 amino acids. Gene Ontology annotation, molecular function: glycerol-3-phosphate dehydrogenase [NAD(P)+] activity; NAD binding; protein homodimerization activity. NCBI's taxonomy places the organism in Eukaryota, Viridiplantae, Streptophyta, Magnoliopsida, Brassicales, Brassicaceae. Gene Ontology annotation, biological process: glycerol-3-phosphate catabolic process; carbohydrate metabolic process. Gene Ontology annotation, cellular component: glycerol-3-phosphate dehydrogenase (FAD) complex; cytosol. The record is from RefSeq and is a predicted model, not a curated record.
CGUACCAUUCUCUCUCUCUCAACGUGUCCCCUUUCAUAUCUCCUUCUUCCAUGCGACUCCGAUCAUUCUUCUUCUCUAUCUUCUCCCUUUCACGUUCCCCUUCUCCUUCUCUUCCUUCCUCUCGCUUCUCCUCUCUCUCCGCCGCUAUGUCUCCUGCUCUCGAGAAAUCCCGACAAGGCAAUGGUGAAUGUAAUGAUGAUUUGAAGUCUAAGGUUACGGUCGUUGGUAGUGGCAAUUGGGGCAGUGUUGCUGCUAAGCUCAUUGCUUCUAAUGCCCUCAAGCUUCCUUCUUUCCAUGAUGAAGUGAGGAUGUGGGUAUUUGAGGAGGUUCUACCAAAUGGUGAGAAGCUCACUGAUAUAAUCAACAAGACUAAUGAAAAUGUCAAGUACCUCCCUGGGAUUAAGCUUGGAAGAAAUGUUGUUGCGGAUCCUGACCUUGAAAAUGCAGUCAAGGAAGCAAACAUGUUGGUUUUUGUUACACCGCAUCAGUUCAUGGAUGGAAUAUGCAAGAGAUUAGAUGGAAAGAUCACAGGAGAUGUUGAGGCUAUAUCUCUUGUUAAGGGAAUGGAAGUGAAGAAGGAAGGUCCUUGUAUGAUCUCAAGUCUAAUCUCCAAGCAACUUGGUAUCAAUUGUUGUGUUCUUAUGGGCGCAAACAUUGCAAACGAGAUAGCUGUGGAGAAGUUUAGUGAAGCAACAGUUGGAUAUAGAGAGAGUAGAGAAAUAGCAGACACAUGGGUUCAGUUGUUUAGUACUCCAUAUUUUAUGGUCACACCCGUCCAUGAUGUGGAAGGAGUAGAAUUGUGUGGUACCUUGAAGAAUGUAGUGGCUAUUGCAGCGGGUUUUGUGGAUGGUUUGGAAAUGGGUAAUAACACAAAGGCUGCAAUCAUGAGGAUUGGUCUAAGAGAGAUGAAAGCGCUCUCAAAGCUUCUGUUUCCAUCUGUUAAAGACAGUACUUUCUUCGAGAGCUGUGGUGUAGCAGAUGUCAUUACAACUUGCUUAGGAGGAAGAAACCGAAGAGUUGCGGAAGCAUAUGCAAAAAGCGGAGGAAAAAGAUCUUUUGACGAGCUUGAAGCAGAGAUGUUACAAGGGCAAAAGCUACAGGGAGUAUCAACAGCAAGAGAGGUCUACGAGGUGUUGAACCAUUGUGGAUGGGUAGAGAUGUUUCCGCUCUUUUCAACGGUCCACCAAAUCUGCACUGGUCGUCUUCAGCCUGAAGCCAUUGUCCAAUACCGCGAGCACAAAGCUUGAUGUCUAUUGAUGGUCCAUUCAUCUUCAAAGAUUUGAUGAAUUGGUGUAGAGAGGUUAACGUUUUUUUUUUGUGUGCGACUGUUUUUACUAGUGAGUGAACCUUCUAGUGAGGGUCGAAUCCAUAUCAAAUAUGGUUUUAGACCGAGCUCAGUCGUAUAUGUGUUUUGAUGUUGUAAGCACAAGUACCGGAUUCGUCUAUGAAUGAUUCCACAUUGUCUAUUUUGGAGAAAUAUUUUGAAAAAGUUAAACUAA